GUUUUCACUUUAAACAUUUCAAGCGCGUCUCAUACCUUUGAGAUAGGCUACGUCGUGCUGUUUCUGAACCCACUGAAAACGCUUGAACUCAUUAUAAUACUAAAGACUCUUUCAGUUCCCGUUGGAUGUACGUGCAACUGUAAACCCGCCUCAGAAAACCACCAGCAGCUUCACUUCCACUUUACUGAGCAGUCUCUCUGUCUGCCUCUCUGUGAAGAGCUCUGAAUCUACCGUCAUGUCUCUCCCUCAACAGCUGCGCGAUGAAAGUGAUUUCGACCAGCUUCCAGACAACAUUCCAGUCACUGCAACCAUUGCUGAUAUCGAAGAGAAGAAAGGUUUCAUUGUUUACUUUAUGUUCGUGAUUGAGGUGAAGACCAAAGGCAACAGUAAGUACCUGAUCUACAGAAGGUAUCGACAGUUCUUCGCUCUGCACCAGAGUUUGGAGCUGAAGUACUCAUCUGAAGCCCAGACGGGAUACUACACCUGCCAACUACCUGUCCUGCCAGGUAAGGUAUUUAUGGGAAACAAAAAGGAGAUUGCAGAAAGCAGAAUCCCAGAGCUCAACAAUUACAUGAAGAGGUUGCUUUGUCUGCCUACCUGGGUACUUUUGGAUGAUCUGAUACGGAUGUUUUUCUACCAGACCGAGUUGGACAGCCAACAGGUCCCCCGGGCCCUGCGCCGCCUGCGGCCCCCCACACGCAGAGUAAAAACCGUGAAGUCCAAAACGGACCUUUUCUCCGCACCCAGAGCAGAGGCGGUGUUUGACUUCAGCAGCAGCGGACGCUUGGAGCUCAGUCUGAAGGCUGGAGACGUGAUCUUCCUCUUGCGGAGAGUCAACGCUGACUGGCUGGAGGGCACAGUGAGGGACAAAACCGGAAUCUUUCCCGAGUCGUUCGUGAAAAUCAUUAAAGCUCUUCCCGAGAGUGACUCUGAGGACGAGGGCGGAGCUUCCAGGAAGGGGGCGCGUGCUCAGGGUUCCUACAGCUGCCUGCGCUGCUACCUCCUGCAGCCAGAGGGCAUCGAAACAAGGGACAUUUGCGUUCAGGAAGAUCUCUCGAUUCGACCGUCUCUUGAAGAUCUGCUCUCCCGAAUGAGGGAGCUCUUUCAUGUGGAAGAUAUUGCUUUGAACUACCGGGACCCCGAGGGCGAUCUGAUACGGAUAUUAGACGAUGAAGACGUCGCUCUGAUGGUGCAAGAGAGCAAAUACACAGGGUCAAAGGUCAAAAGACCCGUGAAUCAGUAUCCUUGGGAGCUGCUGGUCACACAUGCCAAAGACAUGACGGUCUACAACACAGAGUAUUAAGAUGAGCGCGCUUUUUGAUCACCUCUUCCUCCUUUUUUUUUUUUUUUUUUAAAGGGAUAGUCCACCCAAAAAUGAUUCUUCUAGCAUUAUUUACUCGCUCUUGAACAGUGUUAUGCCUGAUUACACGAUUUUAGCCCGA
This is a messenger RNA of Pimephales promelas (fathead minnow), 1442 nucleotides long. RefSeq names its product neutrophil cytosolic factor 4 (gene ncf4). Gene Ontology annotation, biological process: respiratory burst; superoxide anion generation; phagocytosis. The record is from RefSeq and is a predicted model, not a curated record. Lineage: Eukaryota; Metazoa; Chordata; Actinopteri; Cypriniformes; Leuciscidae. Gene Ontology annotation, molecular function: phosphatidylinositol binding; protein binding; superoxide-generating NADPH oxidase activator activity. Gene Ontology annotation, cellular component: NADPH oxidase complex; cytoplasm.